Dimorphilus gyrociliatus is the source of this 997-nucleotide messenger RNA. The record is from the annotation of a GenBank genome assembly. Lineage: Eukaryota; Metazoa; Annelida; Polychaeta; Dinophilidae.
ACAAAACUUACGGGCUUCGCGGCUUUGACUUCCGGUUGUUGUUUUGAAACAAAUUGUAAUGUCGGAAAUUACAGAAAAUAAACUGAAGAAGGAUAUUUUAGAAAUUUUGAAAGGCGCCGACCUGAACUCUAUUUCUGCCAAGAAGGUGAGAAAGGAAUUAGAAGAAAAGUACGACGAAGAUCUUUUGGAAAAAAAACAGCAAAUAGACGAUCUCGUUAUGGCAUGUCUUGAAGAAAUGGAAGAGAAAGAGGCGCAUGAUUCGUCUGCCUCAGAGCCAGAAGAAGCUGCCAGCGAUGAUGAUGAACCAAAACUGAAGAAAAAGAAGAAAAAUCAAAGUGAUUCCGACUGGGAUGGUGACGACGACGACGAAGCACCAAAGAAGCCAAAAGCAAAACCAAAGAAGAAAGCUGCCGCUACAACAAAUGACAAACCAGAGAAAGCCGUUAAAAAGAAAACUGGAUACAACGCAGACCUUGUUCUCUCUGAAGCUUUAGCUAAAGUUGUUGGAGCAGAGAAAUUACCAAGAAGUGAAGUUGUCAAGAGAAUGUGGGGUUAUGUUAAGGAAAAGAACCUUCAGGUAAAAAUCUUGCAACCAUUACUUUAGUUUAUUUCCACUAUAACGAAUGAAAUAAUUAUACAAUUAGGAUCCUCGAAACAAGCAAUUUACCCUAUGUGAUGACGCUCUUCAGGAAGUUUUUGGUAAGUUUCCUUUCAUGAUUUUCUUUCCAGAAAGAUAAUUAUUGUAAUAUAUUUUAUUUACAGGCAGAAAAAGGGUUAAAAUGUUUGGAAUGAUGAAAUUCUUAACAAAGCAUAUGUCAGCUGAUACAUCUUAAAGCGAUUGAGAAAAAAAUUAAUCAAAAGCGUUUCACUAGGCAAGAAAAAAACUUGUGAAAAGAAACUUUUGUCAUUAUUUUUUUGUUUGUCUAUUAGAGAUUUUAUGUUGUACCGUCGUCUAUUUUGUUUAGUGUUUAUAAAAAAUACAGUUGGCUCAUUUUUU